This is a messenger RNA of Adineta ricciae, 978 nucleotides long. The record is from the annotation of a GenBank genome assembly. NCBI's taxonomy places the organism in Eukaryota, Metazoa, Rotifera, Eurotatoria, Adinetida, Adinetidae.
AUGCCAUCAUCAUUGUCUUUCUUACUAUAUAAAAACUCAGAUUUACCGUUGAAAACUCAGGCGAGAAGCAGUACAAACAACAAUCGUGGUAUAAAUUCUUACCCAUACACGAACAGUGCUUUAGAACAUCCGACUAAAGUUAAUGCGAGUUAUGUUUCAAACUCUAACGGUAUUACACAGGGAAGAGAAAGCCUUAGAAAUCGAUUAGCUCGAUAUUCAAUAGUGUCCGAUAGUAUUUGGAGAAGACAUAAUAUACGAAAUGAUAUUAAAUCAGUUAAGCCUGAACCAUUGAAAAUGGCAUCGAAUGAAAACUCAUUCGUAAGUGCGAAGAGACGUCGAGAAGCUUUUUCUCCUUGUUGGAGAGAAUCAGCAUCGGAAAAUUUCGACUCAACUACAUCGAUAUCUAAUCUUCCUACGAAUACGAAAAACGAUCGCACUACUGUCCAAUUUCCGAUUCAAUCAAAUUCAUUACCACUAUCAAUGACUUCUCAUUCGACUCGAAUACCAGAAAAACGACAAAUUUCAUCAUUAGAUCCAAAUCCAGUUCAGUUCUUCGCAACAGACGACCAAUCGAAACAACCAUUACCUAUCAUUCGUUCAAAAAUCGUUUCUUCCUCGGCAAACAAUCCGUCUCCAUCGAAACUGAAUCAAAACCCGUUGUCAAGUAGCGAUGAUAAUAGUGAAGACGAAGUAGAAACCAAUAACUUAAAAGAAGAUGACUUGAAACGAAAACUAAAGGAAGAAAAACGACAGAGUAAACGAACAGCAGAAAUUUUACAUAAACUACAUGAGAACUACGAAGAACUCUUGGAAAAAUAUGCUCAAGCGGAAAACACGAUUGAUCAACUACGUUUUCAACCGAACAAUUCUCGAUUUCUAUCAAAAUCUAAUGGAAUAUGUCCUUCCACAAGUGAUCCACCCUUAUCAUCGAUACAACCAGAAUCAUUAUCCACAACAUCAACUAUAAAAAGUAAGUAG